GCGCCCCACGCGGCCCCGCCCUCCCGCGCAGGCGCACGAGCGCUCGCCCAGUGGAGGACCGGCUUCCUAGCUGCUGGCGUCUGUGUUUGGUGGUCCAGUGGCGCCUGCCACAGCGUCCUCCGCGCGCCCCUCUUGCCUCAGAAUGACCUGGAGCUGCUGUUGACCUGCAGUCUUCUAGUUAUUUUACCAGAGGGUAAACAGAGGUCCAGAAGCUGAGGUAACUUUUCCCAAGUCGUAAAGCUGUGGUGGAGCUGGAAGAGCUGCAGCUGGGACCAAGGCAAGCUUCCUCUGCUGCCCUACCGCUGGGCCUGGAGAUUUUCUGGGAAAUUUCAUUGCCUACUCAUGCUCUGCACAGGAACAACCUUGUAGAGCAGAGACAGACACGACAGCCUCUGUGUGGUCCAGCUACCUAGGGACAGAUGAGUAGUGAUGUGCGUGUCCACUCCUGGCCUUGCUCCUAUUACCUGAACCUUGAGAAGCAAUGGGUUCCUGGGAAACUGACCUUGACGCCUCAUUCACUGAAGUUCAGUGCGGACAGAACUGGAGAGGUUCUCGUGGGCCUGCCUCUCUGCAGCAUCACUGAGAUCAGGAAGGAGAAUUCUCUCUUCAUCUUCAGUGCCAUCACAGUCCUGGAGAGGGGCCAGGCCAAGCACUGGUUCAGCUCACUGCAGCCCAGUCGUAAUGUGGUCUUCAAUGUCAUCGAGCACUUCUGGAGGGAGCUGCUCCUGUCCCAGCCAGGCACUGCUGCCAACCCACCCUCCCCCAUGACCAGGGGCCAGGAGCUGGUGGGACUGAUGGCUAGUUCCCAGAGACGCAUGGAAGACACAUCAAAGGUCCUUCAUCACCAGGGCGAGCAGCUAGACAGCGUCAUGAGGGGCCUGGAGAAGAUGGAGUCAGAUCUAGAUGUGGCUGACAGAUUGCUGACAGAAUUGGAGUCUCCUUCCUGGUGGCCUUUUAGCUCUAAGCUUUGGAAGACACCGGCAGAAGCCAAGACCAAGGAAGGUGUCUCUGUAGCCUCUUGUGAGCCCUUUGGAAAGGAAGGGGUAGUGAUCAGAGUCCCUGCUAUUGUUUCUCAGAGAACAGAGUCUCAUUCCAAGCCAGGAAAGCUCACUGUCCUGGUUUCUGGUUUGGAAAUCCAUGACUCCAGAUCAUUGCUCUUGCACAGGUUUGAGAGGGAAGAUGUGGAUGAUAUCAAGGUUCACUCUCCUUAUGAGGUCAGCAUACGCCAGCGGUUCAUUGGGAAGCCAGACGUGGCUUAUCGGCUGAUAUCUGCCAAGAUGCCAGAGGUCAUUCCCAUUUUAGAAGUGCAGUUCAGCAAGAAGAUUGAGCUCCUGGAAGAUGCCCUAGUCCUCAGGAGCAGGGCCCAGACUUCCUCUGCAGAGGGGAGUUGCUCCAUUCGGCAUGCAGCGUCCAGACUGAUGGGCUGCGCUACACACCGCGAGCUGCCCACCGGAGGCCAGGAAGGCGAGCAGCUGCAGCUGCAGAGGAACUGGCCACUACUCUCCGAGGGGGAAGCCCAGGAGCUGACACAGAUCCUGAGCAAGCUGAAGGGACUGGCGUUGGACACAGAGGCCGAGCUCGAGCGCCAGGACGAGGCUCUGGAUGGCAUCACUGUAGCUGUGGACCAGGCAACCCUGACUGUGGACAAGCAUAACCGGCGUAUGAGAAAGCUGAUGUAGUGGGGCAAGCUUCAGAACGGCCAUCCCUGGCAUGGCUCUCCUGAUCCUGCUGUUGAUAGCCCUGUGUCCUUUCAACUGGAACCUGGGGGGCCAUUCUUGGUGCUGGGAACUGCACCUUGCUAGGAUAGGCCACCAAGAGGCCAUGGCUGCAUGAGUGUGAUGUGUUUUCCAGGUGCCCUCAGCAUGUGGGCCAAGUCCUGUUCAGGUAAGGAUGGCCACCACAGCAUAGCCAUCCUUCCUGUCCUCACUGAGACCCCAGCUUUGUGCUACAACUGUGGGGCCAUGACCCACGUUACCGUGCACAAGUCACAUCAUAUUGUCAUCUUUUCACCAUUUUUGCCAAACAGUAAAGAAAAUGUCAGUCAUUCUGAGGGA
This is a messenger RNA of Onychomys torridus (southern grasshopper mouse), 2054 nucleotides long. RefSeq names its product synaptosome associated protein 47 (gene Snap47). Gene Ontology annotation, molecular function: SNAP receptor activity; syntaxin binding. Gene Ontology annotation, biological process: exocytosis; synaptic vesicle fusion to presynaptic active zone membrane; synaptic vesicle priming. Gene Ontology annotation, cellular component: plasma membrane; SNARE complex. The transcript has 6 exons. Lineage: Eukaryota; Metazoa; Chordata; Mammalia; Rodentia; Cricetidae. The record is from RefSeq and is a predicted model, not a curated record. Bases 420 to 1679 code for a protein of 419 amino acids.